This is a messenger RNA of Lepisosteus oculatus (spotted gar), 4388 nucleotides long. RefSeq names its product T cell leukemia homeobox 2 (gene tlx2). Gene Ontology annotation, molecular function: RNA polymerase II cis-regulatory region sequence-specific DNA binding; DNA-binding transcription factor activity, RNA polymerase II-specific. Gene Ontology annotation, biological process: regulation of transcription by RNA polymerase II; animal organ development. Lineage: Eukaryota; Metazoa; Chordata; Actinopteri; Semionotiformes; Lepisosteidae. The record is from RefSeq and is a predicted model, not a curated record. Gene Ontology annotation, cellular component: nucleus.
CGCAGUCGCCGCUGUCCCAAUUAAUAUUCAUGGGAGAAAGAUGAGCUGUUUAUUUUGUGUCUUCAUUUGGCAUGAUGGAGUUCCACAGAACCAGUAAAUAUCUCCCACGUUUAGUGGAGCUCAGCUGAUCGUUGAAUUCUCGCAAACGCUGCAGUGCAGGAGAAGCUAUCUCUCGGCAAACUGGCGCUCGUUUUCGGAUUUGUUUUUUUUUUCCUCUCAAAAACGUUGUGUUGAAUUCUAUUCAACUUUAUAUUUUUGUUAGUCUUUUCAAGUAUAUGUCUAUUUUUAUCGGUUUUGAAAAUGCUGAAUCUGAAUACUACGCGUUCUGAGGUGCAUAUUCAGAGUGGAUUUUGGUGUUCUGUGAUGGACACGACUAAAUAGUUCGUCACGAUGGAUUAUUUACAGUGAGUUUUGCAUCAGUUAACAUAAUUCGGUACAGUACUUCAUGGCCACACGACAGAAAUCGCAGAAGCAGAGUGGCUUAAUACUAUAAAAGGAAACACCUUGCCUAACUUUUCUGAGCCUUUCGUCUUGGAAUGUUUUAUCAUUUUCCGGGGAAUUCUGAGAGCAUCGAGAAAAAUAAUUAUAUGUCUUGAUCAUUCCUAGAGUCAUCCACAUAUAUUUAUAAAAAUAUACAACAUCAUAAAAAAAUGGAACACACGGGGAUCGAAGAGGUCAAUCAAACCCAUCAGCAGCACGAGCCUAUCAGUUUUGGGAUCGAUCAGAUCCUGAACAACACGGACCAGCCCAGCAGCUGCAUGCUGCCGAACCGAACCGCCGAACCGGAUUACCAACUGGCCUCUAACGUCUACGCCAACGGCUACAACAGCGUCUACAACCCGGCCUGCUCCAUGGCGGCAGGGCUUGCGGGCUCCUACAAUGUGAACAUGAACAUGAAUGUCAGCAUGAACAUGAACGUUAACGUCAACCCCGGCGGCGCUGGUGGGGUAAUCCGGGUGCCAGCCCACAGACCCAUACCGCCAACGCCCCAUCCACCCCCGCCGACCCAUCCGCCUGGCAUCUCGGCCGGCGUGCCCACCGUCCCGACAGUGCCCAGCAUGGGCAACGUGCCGAAUUUCACCUUCCCCUGGAUGGAGAGCAGCAGGCGAUUUGCAAAAGACAGGCUGACAGCGGAUCAGACUGUGGAAGGACCAGUCGGAGGCCACUCUGCAAGAACAGUGGCUACGUCCCUGGCUAGCCUCCACUCUGUUCCAGAAGGGGAGAUCGGCAGGGCAUCCACCUGGGGUUCUGUGGACAUUUUAACCAAACACUAUUACCCAGAUCUUGCUUUUGGAGACAGUCCGCUAUUGGACUUUCCAUUUCUCAAGGGUGGCUGCCCAGCUGCCCUGUCACCGUUUUCAGUGACCCGGAGGAUUGGUCACCCUUAUCAAAACCGGACGCCCCCAAAGAGGAAAAAGCCCAGGACAUCUUUCAGCCGGGUGCAGAUCUGUGAGCUCGAGAAACGCUUUCACCGGCAGAAAUAUCUGGCUUCUGCUGAGCGAGCUACUCUGGCCAAGGCCCUGAAGAUGACAGACGCACAAGUCAAGACCUGGUUCCAGAACAGGAGGACAAAGUGGCGGAGGCAGACCGCUGAGGAGAGAGAGGCCGAGAGGCAGCAGGCUAACCGCUUAAUGCUACAACUGCAGCAGGAGGCCUUCCAGAAGACUCUGACUCAGCCCCUGCAGCAGGACCCCCUCUGCCUACACAACUCCUCCCUCUAUGCCCUGCAGAACCUCCAGCCCUGGGCUGAUGACAACAAAGUCACCUCCGUCACAUCUGUUGCUUCUGUGGUCUGAUGAACAAAUGCAACCUACUGUAGGGCAAAAUAACAUGAGACAGGCCAGAAACUGAAAAACACCCUACCUCCCAGCACUCGCAUGGGAGAUUAUGGGUUGGAGUGGGCUUGCAUUUGGACAGAACUGUUACCAGGCCUUCGUCAUUGUAAUUUCCUCCUCCUCAGAGCUUCGGCAACUCAACAGACCGAAGCAAGCUAAACACUUUGUACAUUUUUUGUAUGUUAAAACAGUCUUUUUUUUCCACCCUGACACUGAAAUGUUAGGACUGCUGUGAUCAAGAGAAUGACCAGGACUUGAUUUUACUACACUACCCUCUGUGUUUUUUAUGAUGCAAAAUAAUUCAGUUCACACAAGCUGUAUGCAACAAUUCAGGCCAGGAAAUUACUUGGUGUCAAAUUGCUGUUAAACUAGGAGGCCUAGUUGAAAAAGAAAAACCAAGUCUCAGAAUAUUGCAGUGCUUGAGAUGUAUUGCUGAAUAUUAGCCCAUUUCUGACCCCAGCAUUUUCAUAUUACCUUUGAGUAGCCCUUGUGUUCUGCAGAGUCAGUGAGAAGAUAGCCCCAACCAAUGUGGAAUCCUUGAGUCUUUAAUAUGUGUCCACAAAGCCUGAAUUAACACCUCGUAAUGUUGGUCAGCAAGUAACACCAAAGUUCUGCAUCUGUCACACUUCAGUGCUCUUCUGUCUGCUUUUUUGUAGAAAUAUGCAGUGUGCAGUAUGAUCCCCAUUCCAUUUUUCUGUGGCCUCAGGGUUGCUUCUGAGGAAGUGCAUGCCAUUGAAAGUCCUUUUCUUGGGAAAGAGUUUUCCUAUGACAGACAGUCUUGCAAGUGGUUGUCCUUCUCUUUAAAAUCAGAAAAUAUUUGUUUUUAAUCUUUUCCAGAUGUACUAUGGUACACCAGACAAGGUAUGUGAGGCUAAAGCUAAUUGAAUCACAUGAAAAAUGAAAAAGAAAAUACUCAAAAGAAGCAUUUCAGAGUAGAAAUAAACCCAAAACAUUGUUCAUCUACAGCACAUCUGAUGCUUUCUUUGCAACACCAUCCACCACACCUGCAGUCUUUAAGUCCUCCAGUGCUACACUCUCCAGUGACUUGAGUCACGUACACCUAUGAGCAAGGACGUCUUGAUAGUUCUUUAACUGGAAUUGAAACAGAAGCUUUGGUACUAAUUUAGAAAACAUCUUCUUAAAUACUUAGACUAUUUGAACAAACAUAUGGUAACAAAAACAAAUGUGUUGCUUCACAUGCCAGCUCUGGUAGAAAUUGCAUCUUAAAGUCCAUUUUCACAAGAUCAUCCAUCGAUUUCCUAAUUGCUUUUCCAAUUCAGAGUCAAGGGGAGCUGCAGCCUAUCCCACCAGACAACGGGCACAAGACAGGAUAUACACCCCGGACUAGACACCAGUCCACCGCAGAGCGUGCACAGACUCAGACACUGACUUACACCAGGGCCAAUUUUCCCACAAGCUAAUUAACCUACCAGAAUGUUUUUGGACUGUGGGAGGAAACCAGAGCACCUGGAGGAAACCCGCAUGAACAUGGGGUGACCAUACAAACUCAAUGCAGAUAGGCCACCAGGUCCGAAAUUGAACCCAGGGCCCCAGCACUGUGAGGCAGCAAUGCUCACCACUGUGUCAACAUAAUCCCUGUUUUUGAGAGAUUAGCUUUUACAUUUUGAUACACAUUUGUAAAAAUAUGGUCCCUGUCCAUCUUAGGAAUAAAAAAACCAAUAAGCUGUCUAAAUAAACUUGAUCAUGCGGCAUCAGGGGUUUCUAAAUUUCCAGUGAACCACAUUGCAACAUGUUAUCAUGUCCAUAAAUACAAGAACUGGGGUAAUUUAAAAUCAGUCUUUCAUACCCACAGUCCAGCAGGUUUUACAGAACCUAAGAACCAGGCAAUUUCACUUCUUAUAUAGAUCAGUGGUUCAAUUAAGUAAUUGUGCUCUUAAGUCCCUGAGUUGCUCGAUUCCUACACUCCUGGAGAAGCAUACCUUUUGAAUAGAGACAUGCUCUGUACUGUUGUGAACAAUUAAGUGACUUUUCAUCCAUCAGUCUUCAGAACCAAUCAUAAAAGCCCCUGACUACUGGUCUUAAUCAGUGACCAUAGCUCCUGGUCUUGUGUUUUAUUCCACCUGAACUUUAAAUAAUAUAAUUGAAUACAUUUUUGUACAAGUGGCCUGCCCUGCUCCUAACCCCAAAUCCAGCUAUUGAAGGCCAAACCCUGCUUCAUUCAAGAAACAGCCUGAUAUGAUCUUUGGAUCGAUUAGCUAACUACCAAACAGCCAUGAUGGUCCAAACAUCCUCUCAUUUGUAACCUUCUUUAUGUUCUUAUGUUUCUGAAUGUUUAGCAAUUUAUGUGCGACUACGUAAGCAGGGGAUUUAUGCAAGUAUGCAUUAGAGAUUAAUUGAAAUGGAAAUAUCACUCUUUAGCUGUGAAUAACCAUGAGGAGUUGCUCAUGCCUUCAUUCAAAUCAGUUUGGGGAAGUGUAUUUAAAACUGGGAGACAUAUUUAUAAAUACAAGGUUGUGGGAAGACAUCUGAAACUUUCAUUCAAGAAACAGCUGAAUGGGUUCCUCUUGUCUACAAAAUAUAUGUUCUUACUUA